Messenger RNA from Oxyura jamaicensis (ruddy duck), 611 nucleotides. Its product is annotated as general transcription factor 3C polypeptide 5-like. Gene Ontology annotation, biological process: transcription initiation at RNA polymerase III promoter. Gene Ontology annotation, cellular component: transcription factor TFIIIC complex. The transcript has 3 exons. The annotation marks the transcript as partial. NCBI's taxonomy places the organism in Eukaryota, Metazoa, Chordata, Aves, Anseriformes, Anatidae. The record is from RefSeq and is a predicted model, not a curated record.
CGGCGCCGGGCGGCUGCCGGGCGGGCCGGGGCGAUGGCGGCGGCCGGGCGGUGCUGGGGGGAGCGGGGCUCGGCCGUGGUGCAGCUGCCCCGCACGCCGCGCAUGGUGUCCGUGGAGUACCCGGGGCUGGUGCGGGAUGUCGGAGCCGUGCUGCGGACCCUGGGAGGAGAGGAAGGGGUGUCGCGGAUCUACGCCGACCCUGCCAAAAGGCUGGAGCUGUGUUUCCGCCCCAAGGACCCUUACUGCCACCCCGUGUGCGCCAAUCGCUUCCCCACCUCCACCAUGCUGCUCAAGGUGAGGAGGAGGACCAAGAGGAAUAAGACGCAGGUGGACACGGAAGAGCCAGUCCAGCCAGAAGUUCAGUUUGAAAUGGAAAUUGUUGGGAUUGUCACCACUGUUUACAAAUUUCAAGGAAUGUCUGAUUUCCAGUACCUGGCAAUGCACUCUGGUCCUGAUGGCAAACAAACCUCCAUGUAUGACAAAGUCCUAAUGCUCAAACCAGAGAAGGAAGAAUUUUUCAAUAGGGAAUUACCUCUCUACAUCCCUCCACCAAUUUUCUCACGUCUAGACACUCCUAUUGACUAUUUUUAUCGGCCAGAUACCCAACACCG